AUGGACCCAACAACGGGCCCCCCAAUGGAUCUACCCAAGCUGCCCACAACAAUGAAAGCUUGGCUCUACAGCGGCACAUCUUCCGGCCUAGAGAAGAACAUGUACCUAGAUGAAUCAGCCCGUGUCCCGCCCGCUCCAAAAGGCGACGAGGUGCUCGUGGAGGUCCUCUCAAGCGCUCUCAACCCAGCAGACUUCAAAGUCCCCGAGAUGGGUCCCCACGCCCGAUACCUGGCAAUCGGGAUGCCAGCAACGCCCGGAAUGGACUUCUGCGGGCGCGUGGUGACGACCGGUCCUGGCGCGCCGUUCAAGCCGGGCGAGCUUGUUUACGGGUGCCAUAACAUGCCGGUGAAGUUUGGUACGCUUGCGAAGUACCUUUCUAUCUCGUCCAAGCUUAUUGCGCCGCUUCCUGAGGGUGUUAGUGUGGAUGAUGCGGCUAGUUUGGGGAUUGCCGGCCAGUCGGCUUAUCAGGCUUUGAAUGGGUAUGUUAAGGAGGGGGAUAAGGUGUUUAUUAACGGUGGUUCUGGGGGGUGUGGGGUUUUUGCUAUUCAACUUGCUAAGUCCAUGGGCUGUUUUGUUGCUGUGACUUGUUCGACGAGGAAUGUUGAGUUGUGUUAUCGGCUUGGUGCUGAUGAGGUUUUUGAUUAUACGGCGGUUGGGGAUCUUGUUGGGGCUUUGAAGAAGAAGGGGAUUGUUUUUGAUCAUAUUCUUGAUCAUAUUGGGUUGCCGUCUGAUUUAUACUAUCAGUGUCAUCAUUUCUUAAGGCCUGGUGGUGUGUUUGUGCAGGUUGGAGCAUCGGCUUUGAGCACUUUUGUUGGACGAGUGGCUUGGCCUUCGUUCCUAGGUGGUGGAAAGAGAAAGUAUGUUAUCUUCUUUUUCAAGAAUACUCGGGAGCACACCGUCAAGCUUGGAGAGUUGGUUCAGCAGGGAGCUCUGAAGUUGAAUUUCGACAGCAAGUAUGAGUUCGAGGAUGCUGUGAAGGCAUUUGAAAGACUUCGGUCAGGGCGUGCCAGGGGAAAGGUCCUCGUUCAUGUGGCUGAUCCUCAAGAAGACACGAGUGCCGUGGUCAACGACUUUUUGUUCCAAUAG
This is a messenger RNA of Penicillium nucicola, 1086 nucleotides long. Its product is annotated as NAD(P)-dependent alcohol dehydrogenase. The transcript has a single exon. Gene Ontology annotation, molecular function: oxidoreductase activity. NCBI's taxonomy places the organism in Eukaryota, Fungi, Ascomycota, Eurotiomycetes, Eurotiales, Aspergillaceae. Bases 1 to 1086 code for a protein of 361 amino acids. The record is from RefSeq and is a predicted model, not a curated record.